Molecule: messenger RNA, 2894 nt
Organism: Acinonyx jubatus (cheetah)
Lineage: Eukaryota; Metazoa; Chordata; Mammalia; Carnivora; Felidae
Gene: LENG9
Product: leukocyte receptor cluster member 9
Exons: 1
Coding region: 1070-2581 (503 amino acids)
Molecular function (GO): metal ion binding
Source: RefSeq, a predicted model, not a curated record
AAGUCGAGGUCGGAUGAUUGCCCUGGUGAGAUGUGGCCCCUUUAACAGAGGAGAGGCGUGCUUAGACGGUGCCCCUUUUAGGGGCGGUGUCCCCACGUGUGGGCUUUCACAGCCUCAUUCAUUCAUCAAUUUUGACGGAGGGCCUGGCCUGACUUGCUCCGGGGAGCAACCUGAUUCACUCCAGGAGGGGGCCGCUGACUCGCUCCCGGAAGGGGGAUGGGGCACCUGACUUGCGGCCGGGCCGGCGUGACUCGCUGCCCGGGAGGCUGCUGAGUCGCUCCCGGGGGGCCACCUGACUCGCUCCAGAGGACCAAGUGCAGUCCCGCGUCUCCAGUGAACCCCCUGGGGAAGCUGCCCUUUAUCCUGUGAGUGACCGCACAGGUAAGUGUCCGGGAAGAGGCUGGGUCCUGGUGGAGGAGAGACCCUCCCAGCCCCAGAUGCGUCGGCUCGAGGGCGACAGCGGCGUCCCAUGUCACGGCUACCCAGUUUGAGCCUGCCGGGGUCCAGUUGUCCCGCUGCAGGCGGGAGUGGCCAGAGCUGGUCGGGGCAACCCCUGCACCUCUUAGGCGAAGGGUGGAACCUAGGCACCCCCCCUCCCCGAGGGCCCCUGAGGGGGCGGGACCUCCAUACAAAUCACCAGGCGGGGGCGGAGCCAGACUCUCUAAGAACUUAGAAGAGGCGGGGCUGUACACGCAGACGCGGCGGAGGGCGAAGCCGGGCACCCUGGGGCCCCAGAGGGGGCGGGGUCGCACCGGUAAAUCUUUUGGGCUGAGGCCGCAGAGGGAGGAGGAUCCGGUUCCUUGAGGGCACUGACGGAGGCCGGCACCCCGGAGGCGGUGCCGCGCGUGAAAUCCUUUGGAGCGGGGAGCGGGCCACACACGUGAAUCGCUGGUCCGCGGAGGAGGCGGGGGCCAGACUGCCUGAGGGCACCUCCGUGGAGAACGGUCCGCUAGGCCCGGGAUCGGAGGCUCCGCGAGCGAGCUUGCGCCGUUCCCGGGGCGGCGGGGGCGGGUGACGUCACGGCCGGGCCUGCGGCGGCCCGCAGACGCUCUCGGCGCACUCCGCUCCCAUGGCGGCCGAGCCCGAGUCGCCGCCGUCGGCCUGCCGCUUCUUCCUGGAGGGCCGCUGCCGCUUCGGCGCCCGCUGCCGCCAGCCCCACCCCGGGGCGCCGGCCUCGGCACAGCCUAGCCGCGAGGCCGAGGCCGGGGCCAAAAAACCGCCGCUGCGCACGGCCGCGGCCGUCAUCCAGCGCAUCCGCUGGGACCCGCGCCUCGACCCGGCCGACUUCUCUGUGGGCUACGCCGACCGCUUCCUGGGCGUGCGCGAGGAGCCCUUCUGCGCCUUCUGCUGGGACGAGCCGCUGGCGGCGCUGGGACCCGGCGUGCUGGCUGUGCCGCAGCACCGGGUGCGCUACUUCCGCUUCCGGGGCCGCCUCGUGUGGGACCGCGCCUCGCGUACAGACCACGUCUUCGGCUCGGGCUUGGCGGCCGGUCGCGGGCCCACCAUCCUGGACGCGCUCGACAGCGGGGGCGCGCACGACGGUGAGGAUGCCCAUGUCGGCGAAGACGCCCACGGGCCCCAGGACGCGCACGAAGGUGAGGAUGCCCAUGUUUUCGAAGAUGCCCACGGGGCCCGAGAUGCGAGUGACAGCGAGGAUGCCCACGGGCCCCAGGACGCGUAUGAUGGCGAGGACGCGCGUGACAGCGAGGAUGCCCAGGUCGGCGAAGACACCCACGGGGCCCAGGACGCACACAGCGAAAAGGAUGCGCUCGGCGGCGUAGGUGCCGCCCCUGCCAACAUCCGAGUGGAAGAGCACAGAGCACCCCACUGGACAGAACUAGAAGUGGGGCGGAGGCCAGCCACCGCAGCCAGGACCACGGAGCCACAGGGCGGGAAGGAGCAGGCCCAGGAUGCCCCGGGAAGGCCCGCGGGAGAUUUCCUGGAAACCGAAGCAGAGUGGGGUCCUGGGGCCUGGCCCUCGGACUGCGGAGAGGCCGCUGGGGCCAGGGCCGCGGGGCCUCGCCAGCCCCGCCCCACGCAUUUUGUGGCUCUCAUGGUGACUGACCCUGGGCUGCAGGCCAGAGUAGCCAGGGCCCAAGAAGAGCUGGUCCGAGCCACGCCCUCGUGCACCGCGUUCAUGGUACCCGCGGGCGCGCUGCACCUGACACUGGCCCUCCUGAGGCUAGCAGGCCCUGGGGAGGUAGCCGCGGCCCUUGGUGCACUGAGACGUGCGCUCUCGGCUCCAGGGCUUCAGGCACCCCCGCAGGUGAGGUUUAGGCGCCUGCUUCUCCUGAGGCACCAUGUACUCUGUGCCCCUCCCUGCCCCUCCCUGGAAAAUAUGGCCCAAGUGCUGAGACAGAGGCUAGAGGCGGAGGGGCUCAGAGUAGUUCAGCCCCUAGGGGGGCUACACCCCCACCUCACCUUGGCCAAGGUGCCCCAAGGUUCUCAAGUCUGCCUCCCCGAGCCCAAGUUCAUCCCUGGACAGGAGCUAGGGAGCCAGCCCCUGAGGAAGCUCUGGUUGUGCCGCGUAGGCAGGGCAGGAGAUACCUACCAGCCCCUGGCUGAGAUGCCCCUGGGGUGACCGCCCCUGCUCAGACCUCUGGGGGAGGCAGAUCUCCACCCUAAAGAACAGGAGAAGACCCAGUCUACGCAGGAAGGGACAAAGUGCUCUCUCUCUCUCUCUCUCUUUAAUUUUGGUUUCUCUCAAGCUUCCAAGUGGUGCUCAGUGAUCCAAGGAAAAGAAUGAAGGAAGGAGAAGGGAGGGGAGAGGGAAGGGAGGGGAGGCAGAGGAGGAACAUCUGGAAAAAAAGCAGCCUGACAGUCCAGCUGUUUGCAAACUCAUUGCACAUCCUCCAGUUACAUGGCAGAAGAGGGGGGAGGGCCAAAAAGAAAAA